This is a messenger RNA of Arabidopsis lyrata subsp. lyrata, 489 nucleotides long. RefSeq lists its product as uncharacterized. The record is from RefSeq and is a predicted model, not a curated record. Lineage: Eukaryota; Viridiplantae; Streptophyta; Magnoliopsida; Brassicales; Brassicaceae. The transcript is spliced from 2 exons. Bases 26 to 286 code for a protein of 86 amino acids.
GAAAAAAAAACGCAACGAAAGAGAAAUGGGUUCGAAGUCUCCAAAUAUUUCUGCACUUUUGUUAACACUGCUUCUUAUACUUUUCACUCUUUCCUCUCAGCUUGAAGUCGUGGAAUGUACAGGCCGCAAACUGUCGUGGGGGUUUUCGGGAACGCCUAUCGUGUACACACCACCUUCAAGGUCAUGUGGAACUUCUCCAGCAGUAUUCACUUGGAAGUGGAGGAGACCCCGACCAUGCAGGCUUCCUCCAGGAAGUUAUAUUCCUGCUUCUAAUGAAUCACCUUAACUAUGUGCGUCUGUGUCUUUGUGUAAGAGUUUUCAAGUUCUAUGCAAUAAUAAAGUGUAUGUGGUUUUAAGAUUUGGUUUACAAAUCUAAAAACAUUUGCUCCUAUCAUAUGAUGUAAACAAAAACUAUUGUGUGUUUGAUUAAAAACUACACAUAAUACUAUUGAUCCUAAUAUUGAAAUAGUUGUUGAAUCCUUUUGAUCA